This is a messenger RNA of Lathyrus sativus (Indian pea), 306 nucleotides long. NCBI's taxonomy places the organism in Eukaryota, Viridiplantae, Streptophyta, Magnoliopsida, Fabales, Fabaceae. The record is from the annotation of a GenBank genome assembly.
AUGCAGCUGACAAUUGAGUUCGGAGGGGGUUUGGAGCUUCUCUGUAACUCCAAGAAGAUUCACCAUGUCAAUGUUGAAUUUGAACCACAAAAUGGAGAAGACAAGUUAACCAUGAGAGAAUUGCUUUCUUGGGUGCAAACCAACUUGAUUAAGGAGAGACCUGAAAUGUUCAUAAAAGGAGAUACUGUGAGACCUGGAGUUCUCGUCCUUGUGAACGAUUGUGAUUGGGAGCUAAGUGGUCAGCUGAAUACAUCACUGGAAGAGAAAGACGUGGUGGUCUUUAUAUCAACAUUGCAUGGUGGUUAA